AAGAGCCAGUAGGCCUUUAUAAGCACAUAGCACGGCGACCACCAUUUCCCCUACAAGAGUGAAAAAACCAGCAAACUCUACCACCAAAAACAGAGAGCGUUCAACUUCAGCAUUCGCUUCUCACUUUCGUCUCUCCCCCUUUUAUGUCAAUCCCCGCUUCUUGGAUCCCUUUCUCUCGUCGUUCUUUCAAAUUUUUGAAUCAUAUUAACAGGGUUUGAUUUUCUUGAAUUUGGACUAAAUUUCAAAGGAAGAGAGAGAAGCAAACCCCAUAAGGGCGUCUUUGUUUUCUUGAAAGCCAGGUGAUUCAGAACAGAGAUCACUCUUUUAUAUUCGUGUAAAAAGCUUUGAUUUUCGUCUGCUCAGAACUACCUGGGAGUGUCGUUUUUCUGUCUCUCAGGGUUUGGUUUUUGAUUAUCAAAAGGUUUGAUUAUUUGAGGAACCUCUUUGAAUCCUUUGCUUGUGUAGAACGUUUAGGUCUUUUUACUUUGCUCUUCACGCUGAAUUCUCCAGUUUUUGACCAAGAAACAAGGUGGUUGGUUUUCUGUCAGCUUUCUCGAUUUCUCUUCUCCGUACGUAGUUGUCUGAAUUCUCAGUUUUGCGAAGAAUCAAAUCCAUGGCGGCGGCUAUAGAUAUGUACAGCUCUAGCAGCUGUCAGGUUUUGUCCAUGGAUCCCUUCAGGGAAGAGCUUAUGCAAGCACUUCAACCUUUUAUGAAAAGUGCUGCUGCUUCUCCUCCUUACACUGCUUUAAGCCAAAUGGCAUAUGAUCAAACAGUUGGUGGAAUUGGACUUAACCAAAUCAGCCCAUCCCAGAUGCUGCAAAUCCAAGCUCAAUUUCAGCUUCAGCAACAGGAACUGCAGCACUCUCAGCUCACUUCUAAAUCAAGUCAAUCGCAUCAUCAGCAGAGUUCAUUCUCAAGCUUUCUUGGCCCGAAGCCCGUCCUGAUGAAGCAGCCAGGGUCUCCCUCAAAGCCCACGAAGCUUUACAGGGGAGUGAGGCAGAGGCAUUGGGGAAAAUGGGUUGCUGAAAUCAGACUUCCUAAGAACAGAACCAGGCUUUGGCUUGGGACCUUCGACACAGCCGAGGAAGCAGCCUUGGCUUACGACAAGGCAGCUUAUAAGCUGAGAGGGGAGUUUGCUAGGCUGAAUUUCCCACACCUCAAGCAUCAACUAUUCCAAGAAUUCAGUGGCUUCAAGCCUCUGCAUUCCUCGGUUGAUGCCAAGCUUCAAGCCAUUUGUCAAAGCUUGGCCGAUUCAAAGAAACAGGGGAAUUCAAGAAAUCCCUGUUUUGUCGCAAAGGUUGAACCUUUGACAGAAACUGGUUGUCCUAAGCUGGAAAAGGCAUCAGAUGAUUCAUCAAAUUUCCGAUUUAAGGAUCUUGGAUCAAGCGAAACUGUAAAGGUGGAGACCUCAGUAUCAUCUUCAGCUUAUCCUUCACCCUCUGAUGAGGUGUCGUCAGCAGGGUCGGGCUCGCCUGAGUCCUGUAUCACUUUCCUGGAUUUCCCAGAGCCUUCUUUCGAUGAAUGUGAUAAUUUUAUGUUGCAAAAGUACCCUUCGGUCGAGAUAGAUUGGGCAGCUCUAUGAUAUCAAUGUAAUAAUAGUUAAUGUUGAUAACAAGUGCUUGUGUUUAGUUUUCUUGGUCUUGUAGGAGUCCACAGGUUUAGUUAUGAGGUUCCGUUGUGGCAUUUGCAAUGGAUUUUUAGACAUAUGCAGAUGUCCUGAAAGGUGUGAAGAGUUUUAUAUCGAUUAUAUGUAAUUCAAGAAUGUGUGAAGUCUUGGUCUGCAGGUGGUUUUUUUCCAUGCAUGACGAUUGGAGCUGAUUUGGUCUGAAUGGCUGGUUGUAUUAGUCUAUGAAAACCCCUUGUAAUUUUAUUACCGUUUGUAUAAUUAAACUAUGGUUUGCUUCUCA
Molecule: messenger RNA, 1907 nt
Organism: Sesamum indicum (sesame)
Lineage: Eukaryota; Viridiplantae; Streptophyta; Magnoliopsida; Lamiales; Pedaliaceae
Product: ethylene-responsive transcription factor ERF060
Biological process (GO): regulation of DNA-templated transcription
Cellular component (GO): nucleus
Molecular function (GO): sequence-specific DNA binding; DNA-binding transcription factor activity
Source: RefSeq, a predicted model, not a curated record